AUGGAGUCUUCCAUUAUUAACAGACAGUCUUGAAACUCUUAUAAGACCGAAUCUGGGCAGACUGAGUCAAAGCACUGUAACUCAAAAGAGAAAAUGGGGACUAUAGUUCCAACAAUUACAAUAAUGAAUUCCUCGACCAAGAAAUAGGCUGAAACCGUCUAAAAAGUCUAUAAACCCCAAUAAAAUUCCAAAAUUCAAGCUAUCAAAGCCCCUCAGGUCUACCAAGAAGAGGCCUAAUCUACCUCAAAACACCAGUAAGACAGAAGAAGUCCUUAAGAUUCUUCCUGGCAUUUUGAAAUAAGGAAUUUCAAGCUAAGUAUCAGAAUAAAAACCUGUUAGACUUCUUAUGAAAGACUAUAAUCAUACAAAGUGGGGCUGACAAAAUACAGGAUGGAUCUAAAAUAGAUACCACAGAGGAAGAGUUUAAUACUGAAAAAUUGAUUGAUCCGAAUAACAAUAUAUCUCAUUUUCAAUACCAGAAUGAUAAAAUAAAAGUUGAUGAAGAGUAUACCGAAGAUGAUACCUCCAAAUUCUCCAGAACUCAAGGAAACUGGCACUGAGAUGACAUUAACUCUUGGAUGCAUUCUAAUAAGAAGAAAACCAAAGUAUCUAACUCAGGAAAAGCCAAGAGUUUUCACCCAAACAGAAACAAUAAUGGAUCAAUGAGAAUAAAGCCACUUAAAAGAAUACCUUCCGAUCUAUUUAAAAUAAAAAUUGAGCAUUUGAGGCAUCGUAAAAAUAAGACUUGAGAAAGACUAGGGCUGAUUCCACAUCAUCAAGAGCAAACUCAAGCUAAAAAGGAGAAUCUCGACUUAAAUUGUCUCACUGUUGUCAAAGCCAAGCGAAGAGAGGCAUUGAGCAACUCCCGUGCAAGAAGCAAUACUUCAUCAAAACCAAUAAGACUAAAGAAAGAUUGUGUUAACAUCCCGAUCAGGUCAAUUGGGUUAGAGCUCAAGACUUCCAACACUAAGAGAAGCAAAAGCCAAAAAUAGAAAGACUAUUUUGACAACAUCUUCACAAUGAGCAGGGACAAUCCAUUACGGGUCGGAAGGAAGAAGCUUAGAUGCUAGGCCAAGCACCCAAUUUGGAGCCCAUAUCUACCGUCUUUCUGAGUUUUCAAAAAAUAUGAAUCAAAAUAUGAGCUUAUACAAGCAUUCGAUCAUUAAUAAAGACUUAUUGAAACAGAAGAACAGACUUCAUCUUGUCUCAAAGAAGAGAAGCAAGAGAUUCCAAAGUUGAAGCCAGAGCAGAGAGAAAGUGUUCAGAAGGAGAGACUACCAACAACCGAGUUUCUCUAAAUAUGUCGAACUGAAUCAAACGUCAUAG
Messenger RNA from Moneuplotes crassus, 1326 nucleotides. The record is from the annotation of a GenBank genome assembly. Lineage: Eukaryota; Ciliophora; Spirotrichea; Euplotida; Euplotidae.